GUUAUGGGUGGGGGUUCCCCCACCCCGCACUCUAACCCAUUUUCCAAUCAACAUUCAAUUUCGACUGCAAUUUCAAAACAUACAAAAAUUGCAAUUAUUUUCGUAAAGAAAUGCGAUGCCAAGAAAAAAUCACGUAACAACCGGCGUAGCGAACGCGUAAGCUGUCCGUCGACGUUGGUAACUCUCUUAUACACCUUUACACCAGUGAUAAAAUAAGCUCCCUCGCUUUAUUUUUAUAGAAUCACAAUGAGCACCAACGAAAAUACGUAAAUGCCGUCCACUAAAACCGCGAGAAAUUUCGCAACGACACGUUAGUAGAUUAAAAUGGAAGACGAACUGGAUGACCGAAUCAUCUAUCAAACGUACCUUUCUCACGUUAAAAUCAUGUCACGAAUACUAUGGAGUGUGCCACUGAAAGUAUCUCAUAUAACCCAAACACAGACAACUUACAUAUCCUAUAUAUGGAGAAUGCUAAGACAUUAUAUUUUAAGGCCAGAGUUUAUUAUUUUUGGUUCAUUGCUUUUUUUGCUUUUUUUCUAUAUCCAGGCUGUUGAUUUAUGGAGUCGUAACUUGUUAGGGAGGCUACAGUACACCAUCAACAAGCCUCGCUUCAAAGCUGACAAAUUGGGCCUCUUUGCCAUGGGAGAACCAGAGAAACAAAGUUGGGAAAUGAAGGUUGGGCCUGUAGCCGCAUAUGCCAUCCAAGGACGAAGACCAAAAAUGGAAGAUCGGUUUGUUAUUAAUGACAAUAUAAAUGGCACAGGUGUAGCACUAUUUGCUGUUUUUGAUGGUCACGGGGGUGAAUUUGCCGCGAAUUAUGCCAAAGAAAAACUUAUUAAUAACUUGUCCAAUAAAGUGGUGCACAUCAAACAUCUAAUUGCUGGUACCCCAAUAGGAAGUGAGGUUAUAGAAAAAGAUGAUGAGGAGAAAAAGGACCCUAAAAAGCCAAUAACUCCCACUUUUGGGGGUGAGAGGAGAAAGAGUUUUCGUAGAACCAGUUCCACCACAGAUGAAUGUAUUAAAGGAGCCAAAGAAAUUACUGAUAAUGAAAUUCUUAGCAAGUUGGAUAUUUUAAAACCAAUUACCAGAGACUCUAGACCCCUUAAGUUGACACCUAGUAUGAAAAAAGUGCCAAUUACCUCUUAUUUUGAUAAAUUUGGCACUGUUAAUUAUGGGAAAUUGAUCACAGAUGAAGUAUUGGCUGCUGAUGAAAAACUGGUGGAAGUAGCAAAGAAAUCUAUGGAUGUAGCAGGAACUACUGCCCUGAUAGCCCUUUUGGAAGGUAGCAAAUUAAUUGUGGCAAAUGUAGGAGAUUCCCGUGGGGUAAUGUGUGAUAGCAAAGGCAGUGCUAUACCCUUGUCUUUUGACCAUAAACCACAACAAAUGAGGGAAAAGAAAAGAAUUAAAGAAGCUGGUGGCUUCGUUACUUUUAAUGGUGUAUGGAGAGUGGCUGGCAUUUUGGCAACUUCAAGGGCCCUGGGUGACUAUCCAUUAAAAGACAAAAAACUGGUUAUAGCAGACCCAGACAUUUUAUCUUUUGACUUGAAAGACCACAAGCCAAAAUUUUUGAUUCUAGCUUCGGAUGGUUUGUGGGAUAUUUUUUCUAACGAAGAUGCUGUUAAUUUUAUAAAAGAGAGAUUGCAUGAACCUGAUUAUGGUGCUAAAAGUAUAACUUUACAGUCUUAUUAUAGGGGAAGUAUGGAUAACAUAACUGUUAUUGUAAUUUAUUUUAAGGAUAACUCGUUUGGUUUUUAUAGCAGCGGGAAAUAAAUUGUGAUUAUCAAAUUA
Anthonomus grandis grandis is the source of this 1788-nucleotide messenger RNA. Its product is annotated as protein phosphatase 1L. The transcript is spliced from 2 exons. Lineage: Eukaryota; Metazoa; Arthropoda; Insecta; Coleoptera; Curculionidae. Gene Ontology annotation, molecular function: cation binding; protein serine/threonine phosphatase activity. The record is from RefSeq and is a predicted model, not a curated record. The coding region runs from base 325 to 1770 and encodes 481 amino acids. Gene Ontology annotation, biological process: protein dephosphorylation.